Molecule: messenger RNA, 2769 nt
Organism: Aspergillus steynii IBT 23096
Lineage: Eukaryota; Fungi; Ascomycota; Eurotiomycetes; Eurotiales; Aspergillaceae
Product: PX domain protein
Exons: 7
Coding region: 1-2769 (922 amino acids)
Molecular function (GO): phosphatidylinositol binding
Source: RefSeq, a predicted model, not a curated record
AUGGCCUCUGAGAACCCUGUCCCGAGCCUCGAUGGCCUCUCGGUCGGCCCUCCAUCGGACUCCCAAAAUAUUACCCCGCCAGGUCAAAUCCUGACGGGAAAGCAAGAACAUUAUCUGAAGCGCGAACUCAUCGCACGCCAGGUGCAGAGCGAGAUCGCCGAGUUGAACUCACCAACCGCCCUCCGUCGUUUCGGUGCCCCGUUCAAGUCGGAAUUCGGCGAAGUCGCUCCUGUGGAUUCAGAACUCCCAAUCCUCCGUCACAUCUUCGUUCACCAUGUGCGCAACUUCCCCUUUCUCGACAAGGCCCGCGAAAAGGAGUUUUGGCAGGACAAGUUGCAGGUGUUUCUCGAGUCAUUUGCGAAGAAAAAUGUAUCGUCAUCGGAAGACCGCUUGGAGGAGACGAAGCGCCGAAAGCUGGCUAGGAAGUGCGAGAAGCUCGUCGAGCUGAUGAUGGUGUCGGGCAUCCCCACCGCAUCGGGAUAUGAAGAGCGGAUACAAUUUUCGGAAAUGGAGGUCGUUGACCGUGGUGCCAAUGAAUCGGGACUUCUGGUCAAUAUGCCGGAAGGGAAUGCGAUCCAUGGAUGGGACAUCAAUGUGGCUGCGGUGCGCGUCGCUUCCGUGAGGCGAACAGUGCGGUACCAUCAGCAUGCGGAAUUCAUUAUUCGCGUGCGGCGGGAAGGGAAGUCUGACCUCUUCGUGGCUCGGCGAUAUGGCGAAUUCUCGAAGCUUCAAAAACGGCUUCAAACCGAAUUCCCUGGCAAACCAAUGCCUCCUCUGCCGCGCAAGAAUAAGACCUCGACAUCUUCCAGCUUUUUCUCAUCGGCGGAUGACGAUGCGUCUUCAGUAUCCUCGUUGUCCACCCAGAGCACAAGUACCCCGGAAGAAAGCCAAAGCCAAAGCUCAAGCUCAAGAAAUUUGACUCCCGGCAACCACAAUCUCCGCCGUUCGGUGUCGCGGUCAUCUAUGAGAUCCGCCCUGGGAAAGUCCCCCAAGAGCCCAAGAGCUUCAGGAGAAGUUUCUCGCGAGACUGUUCUAUACAGAGAGGAGCAGCGGGUGUCGCUCCGAGCGUUCCUUCGCACUCUAUUGCAAAACAAACGAGCGGCCGAAUCCAAAGCCCUCGAAGAAUUUCUUACUGCUCAACCUGUUGUUCUGAAUGAGGAAGAGAUGAUAGAUAUGCAAAGGCGAAAAGAAGCAGAUGCCAUUAGAAUAGAGGAGCAGAAGCGUUUCUACGAGAUUGCCCGGCAGCGGGCAGCUGAGUUGGAUGUUUACAUGGAAAACUUCCGUCGAGAUAUUGUGGAGAGCAAUGGCUUGACCAAGCUCUUUUCCGAGAUUCGCGAAAAGCCGACAGUCGAGGAUCUCAGCCCUCAAUACCAGAAAUUUGCUGAAUGGCUUCGAAUUGAGGUUGCUGCGACACUCUACCAUUUGUUCUUAGCCGAAGACAAUUCACCGGAACUGUUUGCGCAGGCUAAGCGGAUACACUCUCUUGUCCCGUAUACAUUGAUGAAGAACGUGAUCCGUAUCGCCAAUCCCGCCGCUGUGAUGACCGGGGUUCUAGACCUCUUCCUGGCCCAACCCUUUGGGUCGCGGUCUCUCUUGCAGCGCAUCUUUUCGAUGACUCUGAAUGACGGCAUCAAGGCAUUCCAAAAGUCGAUUGACGCGCUGGCCGCCAAGGUUGACGACCCCAUUCUCUGCCAAAAGCUGAAGGCGUUCACCGAUGCAGACGAGACGGUCAAGAAUGAAAUCCGUAGCGAAGCGACUAUGGAAGACGUGGAUCUCAUCGUUGCCAUUCUCCGCUCUGAAUAUCUUGUCCCGGAAAUUACCACGGAACAAGUCGGAAAAGUAUUCAAUGCCUAUGUUGCUUGGAACUUCGCAGUCGAUAAUGUUGAUCAAGAGAUGCAAGAGGGUGCUCAGUGGUUUGCCCACUUGAAACAGCUACUCAAGCUCUACACAAGACAACGAGAUAAGGCCAUGAUGCUGAGCAUUGUUGAAGAGCCGGUCACUCUUCAGCUGUUCCGUGAUCUCUUCACCAUCUUCUAUGAGCCUCUUGUGAGAGUGUACAAGUCAGCCAAUGUCUACAACAGUAUCACCGAUUUCGCCCAAUUCGCCGAUGAUGCGAUCGCUGUCAUUGAGAAGUGCCAGAGACAGGAUGUGUCUGCCGAUCCCAACCAAACCGUCCAGGCCUUUAUCGAUCUCUGUGAACGCCAUCAGAGCAGUUUCUACAAGUUUGUACACGAGGUCCACUUGCAUGACAACGGUCUGUUCGGCUCUUUGAUGGCGUGGAUAGAAGAUAUCCUGGAAUUCUUGCGCCACGGACCGCAGGGUGGCCGAUUGGACAUGAACGCCCUCCUGCAUGGGGCUAAGGAUGUCGGGCAGAUUGAUAAGGACAAGGCGCUGCAGGAGAUCAAUGCCUUGAUUAAAUGGCAUGAGGAUCGCAAACGCUGGCACCUCAACAAGACCCGGCAAAAGAUGGCGGCUGAAGGUACCGGCAAUGAGGCAUUCCCUGGCAGCGCAACGUUCAGGGGAAGCGAUUUCGGAUUGGAUGAGGGCGACCUGGAAGAUCUCGCCAUCUCUGACGAUGAAUCGGAAAACUCGGAGGAGCUCGACGAGGAGGACGAUCUUGACCCCAUCAACGCCGAACGAAGACGCCGGGUGAAGCAACAGGAUCAACUCCGCCGCACGGCUGGAGAGCCCGUGAAACCGGAAAUCCAAGAAAUCCUCAAAUUGUCGGAUUCGUUCAGCAUCAUGCUGCGGCAGGUUCUUGCAGAAUAG